Molecule: messenger RNA, 1608 nt
Organism: Fusarium pseudograminearum CS3096
Lineage: Eukaryota; Fungi; Ascomycota; Sordariomycetes; Hypocreales; Nectriaceae
Exons: 4
Coding region: 1-1608 (535 amino acids)
Biological process (GO): transmembrane transport; carbohydrate transport
Cellular component (GO): membrane
Molecular function (GO): carbohydrate:proton symporter activity
Source: RefSeq, a predicted model, not a curated record
AUGGGCUGGAAUACUCAUGCGUCGGGCACCAAUGAUCCGCCUGAGGUGCGGAACUGGCGAAUCCACCUGAUUGCCACGGUGGCUUCCAUGUCCGCCCUCGCCAUUGGAUAUGACACUUCUGUUAUUGGAGGUACCAUGGCAUUGACCUCUUUCAUGAGGGACUUUGGCCUUGACCUCGUCGAAAAGACACAGCGCGACACCAUCCAGGGAAACAUUGUAUCCACCUUUCAGGCUGGCUGUUUCUUCGGUGCCCUGUGCACAUUCCCCAUUGCUGAGAAAUGGGGUCGCAGGAAGACCAUCAUGGCAGCAGCCUGUAUCUUCCUCCUCGGCGGCGCUCUCAUGACCGCCGCCAACGGUAAUCUCAACAUGAUCUACGCCGGCCGUGCCGUAGCAGGCCUCGGCCUCGGCGCUUCCUCCCUCACUGUCCCCGUCUACAUCAGCGAAACAGCCCCUCCGUCCAUCCGUGGUCGUCCGAUUGGUAUUUUCGAAAUCGCCUCCCAGGGCGGUGGUAUGCUGGGCUUUUGGAUCAACUACGCUACCGACCGCACCAUCGAUGUCAAUACCAAGACGCAGUGGAUUGUCCCGCUGGGUCUUCAGCUAUUGCCCGGUGCUGGUCUUGCGUUGGGUAUGCUGUGGUGUCCCGAAUCGCCGCGUUGGUUGGCGAGAGGCGACCGCUUUGAGGAAGCUGAGAAGAUCCUCGCGCAGAUCCGUGGAAUGACACCUGAGCAUGAGUAUAUCCGUCGAGAGAUGGGUGAUAUUCGCGCGCAGGUUGAAGAGCGCAGUACCAACAAGAUGAGCAAGAAACAGAUGUUUAUGAAGCUUUUCCAGAAGGGUGUGCGCAACCGUAUGGGAAUUGGUAUGGCACUCAUGUUUUUGCAGAGUUUCACUGGUGUCAACAUUAUCACCUACUACGCUCCUCGCAUUUUUGAGAGUCUUGGUAUUCCUGGUACUUCUCUCAAGCUCUUCUCCACUGGUUUCUACGGUAUCUCCAAGACACUUGGUAUGGUCAUGUUUACCUUUUGGGUUGUUGAAAAGGUCGGUCGUCGCAAGGGUCUCAUCUGGGGCGCUGCGCUUGGAUGUAUUCCCAUGUUGUACAUUGGUGGUUAUGUCAUGAAGGCUGAUCCUGCUGCUGCUGCCGCGGCUGGUGUCGUCAACCGUGACGGAUGGGGAUACUUGGCGAUUGUCUGUGUGUACAUCAACGCCAUCAUCAUUUGCGCGACAUGGCAGGGUAUCACCUGGACGUAUGCUUCCGAGAUCUUUCCUCUCGACAUCCGUAUGCUGUGUGUCGCCAUUACAACGGCUGAUACAUGGUUGGGUUCAUUCAUCAUUGCGCGAUCGACGCCUUAUAUGAUUUCUGACCUUGGUUACGGAGCUUACUUCUUCUUUGGCUCGAUUCUUGUCUUGAUGGGUAUCUGGUCACUGUUUUUCGUGCCCGAGACAAAGGGUAUCACUCUCGAAGACAUGGACGCGCUAUUCGCCAAGCCCGUGUACAAGACAGUCUGGGCGCAAAUGCGAGGCAAACCGGUCCUGGAAGGAAACGCGGCCAAUCGAUCCGACUCGCCGUUCGACGAGGACGACGAAAAGGCCCGCGAGCUGAGGAUACCUUAG